This is a messenger RNA of Xenia sp. Carnegie-2017, 2539 nucleotides long. RefSeq lists its product as uncharacterized. Bases 1238 to 2431 code for a protein of 397 amino acids. NCBI's taxonomy places the organism in Eukaryota, Metazoa, Cnidaria, Anthozoa, Malacalcyonacea, Xeniidae. The transcript has 18 exons. The record is from RefSeq and is a predicted model, not a curated record.
AAGUUUUACAGGAUAUGUUAAUCGCUGUCUCCGGGGUUUUAAAUAAAAGUACAUAGUUUUUCAAAAAAAGAUGAUGAAAUGCUAAUCGGAACAAACGCGAGUGGGCUGGAAAUAAUAACAAUGAGUUAAUAGAAAAGAGAGACAACUAGCUAGAAAAGAAAUUAAGAGAAAAUUCUUUACUAGAUCUGACGACUUUUUAAAGUACAUUAACAUUUGGAUUCGAAGCGAGUGUAAGUAGUUCCCAGGGCCUUCGCAUUUUUUGGUUAUGCCCUUAUUUAUGGGCGGGAAGUAAAAUAAAAACAAACCGAAAGAAAAGCUAUGGUCUAUGAAAUAGACCGGAUAUGUGCACCAACACCAGCAACAUUUAUUUUUGCAUAGAAAAGCUACAGAAUUAUAUUCAAGUUUGGUGGUUUGUUCUGUAAAUGGGGGACCAAAAUAAAUGUGAAGUUGAAGAUAGUCUAUUUGAAGAUAUAAAACUGUUGAUUGAAACAAUCAAAUAUCAACAAGAUAAACCAGAGCUUCAAGAACAAGCCUUGAAGACAAUGGCAUCAAUUCUCCAUACACAUGAUGAAGGAUCGCGCUUUUUACUGCAAUUAAAUGGACUGGACACUGUAUUGAAUGUUUUCAAUGUCUGCAAUCAAGAUCAUAAACCAAACUCGCUAAAAGAAGCCUGUCUUCAUGUACUGUGUGCUGCCUGUGAAAAUAAUGGUACAGUUCAAAAGGCACUAUGUACUGAAAAGAUCUUCGUUUUGCUCAAAACGCUUCUCGCCAAGAAAUCUUCGUUGAAAUUGAAAACGUUGUCAUGUUAUCUAUUGAUAUGUUUAAUACGUAAUAAUGAAAAGGCCAGUGUUUAGUUCGAGAAACAAAAUGCUUAGAAAAAUUGAGCUAUCUUUUCAAAGAUGCUGCAUUUCCAUUCCACUCACCCCAAUCUUCCAACAAGCUUCCUAGAAUUAUUUCAUUUCAAAACAAGGAAAGUGAAGAUUAUACAAACUUUUGGCAAACUGUUGCUAAUGCUCUUUCAGUCAGUAUUAAUAACCCACAACGAAGAGAAAAUCAGGAUUAUUGUUUGCGAUUGUUUCCAGUUGCAAUUUGUUAUUUAAGAAAGUGUGAUUCCUCCCUGGUUCAAACAACAACUCUUACUUUUCUCACCAAUUGUCUAUCUCAUAACAAUCGUUGCCAAGUCAGCUUUCGUAUUGUUGGUGGCCUAAGAACGCUAUUUGACAAUUUCAACAACGAAAUGCUUUCCACUGACCAGGCCUCAUCCUCGCUACUAAAAAGCUUGAUGCUUACCAUUGAAGCAGCUGUUUGUGGAAAUGAUUUAGCUCGUGACAAUGUUGCCGAAAUGAAAGGAGUGCCCCUUUUACUGAAAUCUCUUCACUCGAGUUUUUUAUCGCCGUCAUUCAAAGUGCAGUGUUUGAUAACAAUUGCAGCAUUAAUUGAAGAAUGUGAGCCAAGUUGUGAACAAUUUGUUUCAAACAAUGGCAUGUCUAUUGUUGUGAAAAUACUUGCAGAAAGUCAGAAUUGCGAAGAGCUACAGAAAUCGGCCAUUUGCGUAUUGCAUACAUACUUAGAACAAACAAAAUCGAUGCCUGCACUUUUGAUGAACAAUGAAUUUAACGCAAAACUUUCGAGAGGUAAUGAGACUAAAACGUAUAAAGAUACGUUUUCAGCUGAUGUUGAAGAUGAAAAAGUGACGGUCAGUUGUGUUGCAGAUAAGAUGGAAGAUUUAACUAACGAAGUGCGAAUUUUGAAGCAGCUCUUUACUUCCAAAGAGAAACUCAUUCAAAAGCCUGUUGCCGCUGAUAUUGUGAAACGUUUAAUGAAAGGGAUAAACUUACAAAAUGAUUGUGCUAGGGAUGAAGACAAUCUUGAACAGAUUACAGAAAUAGUUGAAGACAUUGUCAUCGGUGUUUCCUCUUCAACUUCACAAAAACAAAUUUCUCUUGUCGAACCAAAAAAACGCAAUGAAACGGCAAUCUCGCACAUUAACGAAACUGGAAAUUUCAGAGAAAUUUCUCCUUCUCGAAAUGAAGAUUUUCUUGAAUUAAAUAGCGUCCUGCCAGUUGAUAGCACACAUUCGAAGGCAUGUAAUAAAAAUAUGCAUAGUUCUAAAGUUGGUGACCGCAUAGAUGAAGUUAUGGAGAUUGCAAAAAAGAAUUCACUCAUAAAACCUGGUGAAAUGCAAGAUAAUAAUCCCAAAAGUCCUAUCGAUAGCAAUGUCACUUGUUUGAACGUGUCGACUCAUUUUAAAAAUAUGGAUACCUCUUUUCACAAAGACAGUAUUUCUUGUUGCGAAUAUCCAACAAAUGAUCAGUCUUUAUCACAAAUGGACACCAACGAAGUUUCAUGCUUAAACUCUAAUGUUGACAACAGUGAAAUUUUGGUGAAAGCUUGUAAGGAAAGGAGAACUGAUCUUGGAAAGAAGCUUUGAAUGUUCUUAGCAGAAAAUGUCGCAAUAAUAAAAAAGUCGCGUUAGUCAACAUGAAUGAAAGUAUAGAUGCUGUUGUGGCGUUGACGAAACUUAAGACUGCAUGCAUCA